This is a messenger RNA of Myotis daubentonii (Daubenton's bat), 2080 nucleotides long. It is a transcript of the gene FBXL2, whose product is annotated as F-box and leucine rich repeat protein 2. The coding region runs from base 82 to 1353 and encodes 423 amino acids. Gene Ontology annotation, molecular function: protein binding. The record is from RefSeq and is a predicted model, not a curated record. The transcript is spliced from 15 exons. Gene Ontology annotation, cellular component: cytoplasm. NCBI's taxonomy places the organism in Eukaryota, Metazoa, Chordata, Mammalia, Chiroptera, Vespertilionidae.
CCCAGCUGGCGUCACCAGGACAACGGGCGUUGCCGGCGCCGUGUGACUCGGGGCUGUGGGCGCGCUGGCGGCUCUCCGGCCAUGGUUUUCUCAAAUAAUGAUGAAGGCCUUAUUAACAAAAAGUUACCAAAAGAACUUCUUUUAAGAAUAUUUUCCUUCUUGGAUAUAGUAACUUUGUGCCGAUGUGCACAGAUUUCCAAGGCUUGGAACAUCUUAGCCCUGGAUGGAAGCAACUGGCAAAGAAUAGACCUUUUUAACUUUCAAACAGAUGUAGAGGGUCGAGUGGUGGAAAACAUCUCCAAGCGCUGCGGCGGGUUCCUGCGGAAGCUCAGCUUGCGAGGCUGCAUUGGUGUUGGGGAUUCCUCCCUGAAGACCUUUGCACAGAACUGCCGAAACAUCGAACACUUAAACCUCAAUGGGUGCACAAAAAUCACUGACAGCACGUGUUACAGCCUUAGCAGAUUCUGCGCCAAGCUGAAACAUCUGGAUCUGACCUCCUGCGUGUCCAUCACCAACAGCUCCUUAAAGGGCAUCAGCGAGGGCUGCCGGAACCUGGAGUACCUGAACCUCUCGUGGUGUGAUCAGAUCACGAAGGAUGGCAUCGAGGCCCUGGUGCGCGGCUGCCGAGGCCUGAAGGCCCUGCUCCUGCGGGGCUGCACGCAGUUAGAAGACGAAGCUCUAAAACACAUUCAGAACUACUGCCAUGAGCUCGUGAGCCUCAACCUCCAGUCCUGCCCACGCAUUACGGACGAAGGCGUGGUACAGAUCUGCAGGGGCUGCCCCCGGCUGCAGGCCCUCUGCCUGUCUGGCUGCAGCAACCUCACGGACACCUCUCUCACAGCCCUGGCGUUGAACUGCCCGAGACUUCAGAUUUUGGAGGCUGCCCGGUGUUCCCAUUUGACCGAUGCAGGCUUUACACUCUUAGCUCGGAAUUGCCAUGACCUCGAGAAGAUGGAUCUGGAAGAAUGUGUCCUGAUAACCGACAGCACGCUCAUCCAGCUCUCCAUUCACUGUCCUAACCUGCAAGCCCUGAGCCUGUCCCACUGUGAGCUCAUCACAGAUGACGGAAUCCUGCACCUGAGCAACAGCACCUGUGGCCAUGAGAGGCUGCAGGUACUGGAAUUGGACAACUGCCUCCUCAUCACCGACGUGGCCCUGGAGCACUUGGAGCACUGCCGUGGCCUGGAGCGCCUGGAGCUGUAUGACUGCCAGCAGGUUACCCGCGCGGGCAUCAAGCGGAUGCGGGCUCAGCUCCCUCAUGUCAAAGUCCAUGCCUACUUUGCACCCGUCACACCACCCACAGCAGUGGGAGGAAGUGGCCAUCGGCUGUGCAGGUGUUGUGUCAUUCUCUGACAGCAGCUGCAGGGCCCAACACAGAGAAGACCCAAGUCUUCCCUACCUUCUCCACGGUCACCGAAAUCUGUUGCGUCUCCAUUGGGAAAGGUAUUUACAGGUAAAAGACUUCUGUAGGGAUUGCAGUAACUUUGGCGAUAGUUUUGACUUUAGUCUGCUGCGAUACAAUCAAAUCAAAGCCUUGUCAGUAAACACACAGCAAGAGUGGCUUCAGUGCAGCCAGGAUCCUGCAAGAAACCUGGUUUCUUAACAAGGUGGGUUUACCUUCUUAGGGACAAGAGUUCUGUCCUCAGCUUUGUCAGCAUUCCUCAGACCAUCAGUGUUAGCACAAAUGGAGCAGAAAAACCAAGCUGUUGAUUUUCUACCUGAUACUUAAGAUAGUGGCCUACUUUAAUUCACAACAAUUCCAUUUUGAUUAGCAGGGCUUUUCCACUUUGACGCACCUUUAUCAAAGUGACUGUACUGCAAAUUCGUAAUACCUAAUAGUUUUGUGUGUGGAAGGCAUGUUAAGAAGUUUCUGAGACACCAAAGAAAUGAGGACUCUACACUGGGUGAAGCAGGGUCUUCACCUAUUUCUGUCAACUUGGGGGACCAAACAAAACAGUCAACCCUGAGUUCAAGUUGCCCGAUUGAAAAUUAGAAGCUCUGGUGUAUGCUAUAGCACACAGUUUUACUAUAGGAGAAAAGCUAAUGUCAUAUCUCACAAAACUUGGGGGACCUUAAUGAA